AUGUUCUUGAGUGCCGUGGCCCUUCUCGUGCUCACGCCAAGUGAUGCCGCAAAGAUUAUCGGUGGGAAAGAAGUGACGCCCCAUUCGUUGCCUUACAUGGCUCUGCUGGAGAGCAACACACCGGCUUGUGGGGGUGUUUUAGUCCAUCCACAAUGGGUUCUCACUGCAGCCCACUGUAAUAAUACAAAAAGGGUGCUGCUUGGUGUUCACACCAUUAAUAAAAGGGAGUGCGCUUCUUGGCAGAAACGAAACGUAAAAAAAAAGGUUCCUCAUCCCCGCUUUGAGCCUACGACAAAGGCCAAUGAUCUGAUGUUGCUCAAGCUGGACAAGCCCGUGAAGGAGACCGAGACGGUGAAGCUUUUGAAGCUGCCUAAGGUGGGCAAAGACCCGGCGGGCGGAAGCCGCUGUAUGGUGGCCGGAUGGGGCAAAACGAGCAACUCCGACAAGAGCAUGUCCAAUGUCCUCAUGUCUGUCAACGUGAAUGUGAUGGACAGAAAGCUGUGCAACUCUGCCAAACAUUACAACCGAAAUCCAGUCAUCACUGAGGGAAUGAUAUGUGCCGGUUCUGAUGGUAAAAAGGUGGCAGACACCUGCGAGGGCGACUCGGGCGGUCCGCUGGUCUGCAGCAGAAAUCUCGUGGGAAUUACUUCGUUUGGACCGAAGGUGUGUGGUGUUAAAAAUCCCGGAGUGUACUCGUUUCUCUCAACGGAGCAACUCAAGUGGAUCACAAAAACCAUCAAAGGACGUGCGAUAUAAUUGUCUCUUCAGUCUGCAUUUGUGACAAUUUUAAUAAAGUUGGGAAAAAAAGUA
Molecule: messenger RNA, 810 nt
Organism: Phycodurus eques (leafy seadragon)
Lineage: Eukaryota; Metazoa; Chordata; Actinopteri; Syngnathiformes; Syngnathidae
Product: granzyme A-like
Exons: 5
Coding region: 1-756 (251 amino acids)
Biological process (GO): proteolysis
Molecular function (GO): serine-type endopeptidase activity
Source: RefSeq, a predicted model, not a curated record